AUGUUGCCUUCUUUCGAACCUUCAGGCGUCCUUUAUGAUAAUACUAACGCCCAGCCUUUCUUCUAUGAUCAGAAAAGUCAGGAGCUUCUCACUGGAGUGAUAGAUGAAUCACGCUUCUCAUUUGUCUUCACACCACAUGAAGUACUUCGGAAAUGGUUUGAGCCAGAUAAACUCAAUGUGGAAGACAAGGAUAUACGGUCAUACGAACGCCAACUUAAGCUUGAUCUUUUGCGUCGCCUGAAAGUGGAAGAAGCCAAACGACUGAAUAAAACGGAUACAGACAACGAGGCAUUCUUUCGUAAACCAAAGAUGGACGAUUCAACUAUUGACCCUCAAAAGAUACACAAAAUUCAUUUUUCAAAGGCAAGUUGUGCAAAGAAGGUUUCUUGUCAUGAAGCUGGGAUGGUUCCAAAGAAGGAAACGGCCACAGUUCACAAGACUAAGCGAGUCAAAUUUGAAGAAAGUGUUCCAGUUCUUCCAACUGCACUGAUCAAAAAAGAGCCAGCUGCUCCCACAAAUAAAACUGCAAUCAUAAACCCAGCAAAGAAAAGGGUCCCAGCUAUCGACUACAAUAGGCUCCAGUUCGAGCGGUGUUUCCCGAUCAACAGGCGUGCCCAGUAA
Candidozyma auris is the source of this 621-nucleotide messenger RNA. RefSeq lists its product as uncharacterized. The coding region runs from base 1 to 621 and encodes 206 amino acids. NCBI's taxonomy places the organism in Eukaryota, Fungi, Ascomycota, Pichiomycetes, Serinales, Metschnikowiaceae. The record is from RefSeq and is a predicted model, not a curated record. The transcript has a single exon.